This is a messenger RNA of Vicia villosa (hairy vetch), 1370 nucleotides long. Its product is annotated as protein neprosin-like. The transcript has 7 exons. The record is from RefSeq and is a predicted model, not a curated record. The coding region runs from base 34 to 1257 and encodes 407 amino acids. Lineage: Eukaryota; Viridiplantae; Streptophyta; Magnoliopsida; Fabales; Fabaceae.
UUGUUUUUAUUGUUAAAUAAGAAAAACACAAACAUGGAUUUUAGCUCUCCAAUCAUCUCCCUACUCCUUCAUUUUCUUGUCCUUGUUUCUUUAUUUUGUAUUGUUAUUUGUUUAGAAUCAAACAGUCAAUUAGCCAAUCAAACUCUUCGAUCAGAAGAAGAAUUUCAUAAGUUGAAGAAAAUUAUAGCUACCCGUCUAAACAAAAUCAACAAGUCUACCGUUAAGACCAUUCAAAGUCCGGAUGGUGAUAUAAUAGAUUGUGUUUUGACACAUAAACAACCCGCUUUUGAUCAUCCUCUAUUGAAAGGACAAAAACCAUUGGAUCCUCCAAAAUUACCAAAAAGACAUAAUCUAAAGGGUAAUUGGAGUGAAAAUUUUCAAAUGUGGAGUUUAUCCGGUGAAUCAUGUCCAGAUGGAACCAUACCAAUUAGACGAAUGACAGAACAAGACAUGUUAACAACGAAGCGUACUAGCGGAUUUGAAAAAAAAGUCAACGACAACACUAAACAUCUACAUGCAGUUGCGUAUAUGGAGUGGAGAGAGAUUUAUGGAGCAAGGGCUACCAUAAAUGUGUGGAUACCACAUGUAGAAAUUUCAAAUGAAUUCAGCUUGUCUCAAAUAUGGCUAAUGUCUAAUUCAUCUGAAAAAGACGUCAACACCAUUGAAGCUGGUUGGCAGUUAUCUCCACAUAUCUACAAAGACAGCCGCCCUAGACUAUUUAUUUAUUGGACGGCUGAUGGUUAUCAACAUACUGGUUGCUACAAUUUAGCAUGUCCGGGCUUUGUUCAUACAAACAAGAAUAUUGCACUUGGAGCUGCAAUUUCUCCAACUUCUACAUAUAACGGAAAUCAAUUUGACAUUACCUUAUCCAUAUGGAAUGAUGUAAAGACUGGAAAUUGGUGGCUUGAUUAUGGAUCUGGAAAUUUCAUUGGUUACUGGCCAUCCUCCCUAUUCACACACUUAAAGGAUGUUGCAGCAGAAACUCAUUGGGGUGGAGAAGUAACAAAUACACAUUACCCACACGCUACUUCCACCCAAAUGGGUAGUGGACACUUUCCUGAUGAGGGUUUUAAAAAAGCUUCUUAUUUUAAAAAUAUUGGAGUUCUAGAUUCUGAUAACACAUGGGUUCCAUUGUUUGCAGAACCCAAGUAUUUUGCAACUAAUGCAAAUUGUUAUAAUAUAAAAGGAGAGAAUAAUUGUGAUUGGGGCUAUCACUUUUACUAUGGUGGACCUGGCAAGAAUAAAAAUUGCCCUUAAGAAAAUAUUAUUGCAUUAUUUUGCAUUUGGCACCAUUACCAUUUGAACUUAGAUUCUUGGUAAUCGUAUAAACAAUGUAAAGAACAAAAUAAAAUAAAAGCAUUGUUGGUUUC